This is a messenger RNA of Daldinia vernicosa, 1930 nucleotides long. Its product is annotated as tRNA guanosine-2'-O-methyltransferase. NCBI's taxonomy places the organism in Eukaryota, Fungi, Ascomycota, Sordariomycetes, Xylariales, Hypoxylaceae. The record is from RefSeq and is a predicted model, not a curated record. Bases 181 to 1530 code for a protein of 449 amino acids. Gene Ontology annotation, biological process: methylation. Gene Ontology annotation, cellular component: cytoplasm. Gene Ontology annotation, molecular function: nucleic acid binding. The transcript has 4 exons.
CUUUUUACCAUAUGCUGUUUUCACAUUUGUGAAACCCACACACGGAUUCAUUCGUUACCUGGUGACUCAAGUGGCGGCUAUCGAGCAAGAUUUCUGAACCUCAGAUGGAGCGGCUUAUAAGUAGAGACGAAAUAUUCAGAUUAAUCUGCCCUUAGCGACUACGAGACGCCCGAGCCUACAAUGGAAUACAUCAUUCGUUUCUCUCAGUCUCACGAGAGUUUCCGUUUACCAGAAAUUCAGUCGCUCGCUAUUGUUGAAGGUCUUGAUCUAGAAGUUAUUUCCUAUAGCGACGAGUCGCCUUUCUGCAUAGUCCGGUUAGAGUCUGAAGAUGCUGCAAAAGCUCUCCUAAGGCGCUCCGUGUUGGCGCAGACUAUCCAUGAGCAUUGGGGUACUGCCGAGACAUAUGACGAACUACACGCCGCCGUCAAGCGUGAUACUGCUCACUUAUGGCCUAAAUAUAAAGAUGUCUCGUUUAAGAUUAACAUAGACGCUUACCAAGGCUCCCGGUCGGAUAAGAAUAAAUUGGCACUCAUAAAUACCUUUGCCUAUCUUCCUUUUGAAGGAUUAAUUCUUCUAAAGUCUCCAAACCAGGAAUUUACUAUAUUCGAACAGUGGGAAUUUGAUUCCGUACCGCGUAACCUACCUAACCCCUUAAAGAUACACUUCGGCCGUCUCGUAGGUCAUAGCGUGCGCGAGUUGAUCAAAACCUACGACCUCAAAAAGCGAGGAUAUAUCAGCACGACCUCUAUGGACUCGGAAUUAGCUUUAGUUACGGCCAACAUUUCCCUUGCCGCGCCAGGGAAGAUCUUCUACGACCCCUUUGUCGGGACUGGAAGCUUUCCCAUAGCAUGUGCGCAUUUUGGCGCCCUCGGCCUAGGAAGCGACAUCGACGGCCGUAGCGUCAGGGGCGAAGGUGGGAAGAAGAGCUUAAAAGGUAAUUUUAAGCAGUACGGGCUGGAAAGUCUGCUUGGCGGCGUUUUUGUUAGCGACUUGACCAACAGCCCCGUACGAAGAGCGCGGAUACUCGACGGCAUCGUCUGUGAUCCGCCGUACGGCGUGAGAGAGGGAUUAAAAGUUCUCGGGUGUAGAGACCCGGAGAAGGACGCCUGGCUCGUGGAGAAGGGAAAGCGGUCGUACCAAAAACCGACAUUUGUCCCUCCGAAGAGACCAUACAGUUUUACAGCUAUGUUAGAUGACAUAUUGGAUUUUGCCUCGGAUACUCUAGUGGAUAACGGUCGUCUGUCUUUCUGGAUGCCGUCGGCUAAUGACGAAGAGCAAGAAAUCCCUAUACCAACGCACCCGUGCCUAAGCGUCGUGGUCGUCUGCUCGCAGGUGUUCAAUAAAUGGUCACGAAGGCUAAUUACUUACCGCCGUCUACCGGAUUCGGAUGUUGACGUGGCUGCGUUGGCGCAAAGGAAGCGGGAAGAACAGGUGAAGGGCCGUACUGCAGAUGACUUAAAUUCGUUCCGCCGAGCGUAUUUUAGGGGGUUCAAACCAGAGGAAGCGAACGCAGAUGUCGUGGGUGGGUGAUUAAUAGAGGGAUCCUAUUUCGAUGAUCUUCUCAUACCUCCUUUUCAAUAGGAGGGAAAGUGGGUACUUACUAUGCUGGGGAUUGGCACCAAGCUGACGAGAUGAAUCCUUUGAGUGCGACGUGAUCCUAAAGCUGAUUGCGGGGAUUAAGUACGCGCAGUUGAGGUUCAAGAUGAAGUCUAACAAAAUAUCAGAUAACCUCAUUCGAAAAUCGUCAUCUUGGUAUAUUUUGUAUCGCUAUAAGAAAGGGAAGGUUAGGAUUGAUAAAUAGCGCUAAUCGUAGCCGCAACCCCUAUUCCCAAAUAAUUUCCAUAUUUAGGCGUGUAUAGCUACGUACUUAGGUACAUACCUUUCCGACUCUUAGGUAUAGUAAUAUUCAGCUCUGAACGUAACAAUAAAA